AUGCACGACGCCAAACUAAUUUGUGCCAAUCAAUGCAGCACAGGAAAAUUCGGUGACGAGUGCAAGCAAACAUGUGCGAACUGCAAAGGUUCGAACUGCCAUCAUGUGAAUGGGACAUGCGUUGAUGGGUGCAUUGCUGGGUAUACCAAACCCGAUAUUGGAUGUGUAGAAAAACUUGUAGAGUACAGCUCUUUUGGGCUGGCCGCUGGUGGAGUUGCCGCUGUUGUUGUUUUGGUUGUUAUCGUCGUGGCCAUAGUCAUCACAUGGAAGAGACGACCAAGGAAACUCAGGACUGUUAAAGAUGACGUCACUGAUUUAAGAUUUACAUCUCCUCCAGAUAGAGGUACGGAUAACGACGAAGAGAGUUUAAGCGACGACGAUUUGUUACAGAUGCAAGUCUACAUCAGUUCCAAGACGGAGGAUGAAAACAUAUAUGCAAAUAUUGGACAGAACAAGAUCGACGUGACUAACCUGCAUUCGUUCAUUCAGGGCAAGACGGAGAAGGAAUUUAAGGAAGAGUAUGGGUUGCUGCCGUCUGGACUACAGGCUUCUCAUGAUAUUGGGAAGAAACCAUACAACAAAAUUAAAAAUAGAUUCGUGGCCAUCUUUCCUUACGAUCAUUCUCGAGUUCAGCUUGAAUUAACCUCGAAAGGCAAGUCAUCAGAUUACAUCAAUGCCAACUACAUAGACGGAUACAAGAAGGAAAAGGCAUUUAUUGCAACACAAG
Gigantopelta aegis is the source of this 727-nucleotide messenger RNA. Its product is annotated as receptor-type tyrosine-protein phosphatase F-like. The annotation marks the transcript as partial. The record is from RefSeq and is a predicted model, not a curated record. The transcript is spliced from 8 exons. Gene Ontology annotation, biological process: protein dephosphorylation. NCBI's taxonomy places the organism in Eukaryota, Metazoa, Mollusca, Gastropoda, Neomphalida, Peltospiridae. Gene Ontology annotation, molecular function: protein tyrosine phosphatase activity.